AUGACCGAGCGGGCCAAAGCCCUCCAAGACGCCCAAAAAACACAAUGGGAGCGCUCGAUAUCUUGGGCCAAGGAGCACAGAUACCAGAUUGUCGGUGGCUCGUGGGUGCUUUCCAUGGUCGCCUCCCUCUCCUUUGUAGGGCGAAAUCCUUACCUAUCUUCGGCGCAAAAACUGGUGCAAGCGCGUGUGUAUGCUCAAGGGUUGACGCUGGCGGUCUUGAUCGCCAGCGCAGUGUUUGAGUUGUCGGAUCGGGAUCAAGGAGAGGGGCGGUGGGAGACGAUCAAGGUGCUUGACCCGGAUGACCCGGAACAUAAGCACUUGAUUGAAAAGAAGGUGCACAAGGAAAGUUAUCAGGGGGAGGAUCAGUGGAGAGACAUGGUAGAAGCAGAGGAGCAGAAGGAGAAUCUACGGAAGGACGAGGCUCACCAGAAACAUCAAGAGCGUGAGAAGAAGGAACAACACAAAUCAAAGAGCAAGGACCACGACAAGGCUGGAGAGCAGGCCGCAAAGGAAAAGGAGAAGGACAAGGCGUCAGAACAUGGUGAGAAAGAGAAGGAUCAUAGCAAAGCGGAGAAGCAGAAGGAGAAGGAGAAAUCAAAGUGA
Bacidia gigantensis is the source of this 603-nucleotide messenger RNA. RefSeq lists its product as uncharacterized. The transcript is spliced from 2 exons. The record is from RefSeq and is a predicted model, not a curated record. The coding region runs from base 1 to 603 and encodes 200 amino acids. Gene Ontology annotation, biological process: mitochondrial respiratory chain complex IV assembly. NCBI's taxonomy places the organism in Eukaryota, Fungi, Ascomycota, Lecanoromycetes, Lecanorales, Ramalinaceae. Gene Ontology annotation, cellular component: mitochondrial inner membrane.